This is a messenger RNA of Lactuca virosa, 375 nucleotides long. The record is from the annotation of a GenBank genome assembly. Lineage: Eukaryota; Viridiplantae; Streptophyta; Magnoliopsida; Asterales; Asteraceae.
AUGAUCAAUUUCAGGCGAAGGGCGCAGCAACAACUACGAUUGGUGCCAUUGGAGGGGGUGUUCGGUGGGUUUGCUCGACGGAAGGGGAAGAGGAGUGCGAGGCUUGGGUCUCUCGGUCGUCGUUUGAUUCGAGAGAGAGGGAACGAACAGAAGCAUCACUUCAAACACGAUGAUUGGAUAGAAAACAUGAAGGCAGAGAAUUUGUUCGAUGAUUGUAGAUUUAUCGCGAUGAAAAGGGAGCAGGACGGAAGCAGUGAAGCUCCUUUUUAUCUACUCCGGCAGUGUGAUAUGAGGGGAGGAGAUGGCUGGAUCAAGGGAAGCAAUCAAGCGGCAAUUAGCAACUCCAGCGAGGAUUUUGGCACCAAUACUCGAUAG